Molecule: messenger RNA, 4507 nt
Organism: Oryzias latipes (Japanese medaka)
Lineage: Eukaryota; Metazoa; Chordata; Actinopteri; Beloniformes; Adrianichthyidae
Gene: grm2b
Product: glutamate receptor, metabotropic 2b
Biological process (GO): G protein-coupled receptor signaling pathway
Cellular component (GO): membrane
Molecular function (GO): G protein-coupled receptor activity
Source: RefSeq, a predicted model, not a curated record
GCGUCCACCCGCGCACUCCUUCAUGGUCAGAUCAUGGAGCAGUGGGCAGUUGCGUGUUUGUGAGCAGCGUUUCAGCUCGGAAGUUCAUUUCUCAGCAUCACUCGCACACAAACCGUCGCGCGUUGAAUGUUUAGUUUUGAUUUUGCCGGCGACAGGUAGAAUCCCCCCUGGUCCUUCGGUGCUUGCAGACGUUCAUGACUGGUGCGUGCUGUGCGGGAUUGACUGGGAGGUACAAGUUGGAGGACACUGUGAGGAGUUUUGCAAGACGCGCCAAUGAGAAGAGCAUUUCAGAACCAAGGACAGAUGCAAACAGCUGCCUGCCAAACAUGCCCAAAGUCAGCAGCAACCUCUGGAUUCUGAUCUUCUCCUCCGUAGUAUCUGUGUAGUCUGCCGACGCGCGAGGAGGACCUGCAAAGACGAGGAACUGCAACAAAAAACGGAACAUCAGAGAUGCUGUUCAGACUGAGAGAGAACCUAAAAGUAAACUCCCUCCAGACUGAGUGAAGCUCCAUCUGCCUCUUCAUUAGCAAACUGAACUCUGUCCUGCCACCUGAUCUUACCAUGCUGGACCCAGCGCUCUGCUGGAUCCCCUCUGCCCACUACUGGCCUCUCCACUUCUUCAUGUUGGACUUGCUGAUACCAGGAGUUCUACCCAGUAUGUCAAGAUUGCCGCCUGCAGCCAAGCGCGAAAUCAUCAUGGACGGGGACUUGGUGAUUGGAGGCCUGUUUCCUGUGCAUGAAAAAGGUGAUGGGAUGGAGGACUGCGGGAAGAUCAACGAGGAGAGAGGGAUCCAGAGGCUGGAAGCUAUGCUGCUGGCACUGGAUGAGAUCAACUCCAGCGACCGCAUCCUUCCCGGACUCCAGCUGGGCGCCCACAUACUAGACACCUGCUCCAAGGACACCUACGCUCUGGAGCAGUCUCUAGAUUUUGUCAGGGCGUCCCUCACCAAGGUCCAUGAUCCUGGCUUCAUCUGCCCAGACGGCUCCAGACCUGUCCAAAAAGAGGUCCCACUGGCCAUCUCUGGGGUCAUAGGAGGAUCCUACAGUGAUGUCUCAAUUCAGGUGGCCAACCUCCUGCGUUUGUUCCAAAUACCCCAGAUCAGCUAUGCCUCCACCAGUGCAAAGCUCAGUGAUAAGACCCGCUAUGACUACUUUGCUCGCACUGUCCCCCCUGACUUCUAUCAGGCCAAAGCCAUGGCUGAAAUACUGCGUUACUUCAACUGGACCUAUGUGUCAACAGUAGCAUCAGAGGGGGACUAUGGGGAGACCGGCAUCGACGCCUUCCAGCAGGAGGCUCGCACUCGCCAGAUCUGCAUUGCUACUUCAGCUAAAGUGAGCCGCUCCAUGAACCGGCAGGGUUAUGAGAAUGUGAUCCGCUCCCUCCAGCAGAAGUCUAAUGCCAAAGUGGUCAUCCUGUUCACCCGCAGUGAGGAUGCGCGUGAGCUGCUGGUGGCUGCUGCUCGAAUGAAUGCCAGCUUCACCUGGGUGGCCAGUGAUGGAUGGGGCGCACAGGAGAGUGUUGUGAGGGGCAGCGAGACAGGAGCAGAUGGGGCUUUCACCAUUGAGCUGGCAUCCUACCCAAUCAGAGAGUUUGAGGACUACUUUACCAAACUGAACCCAUACACCAACACGAGGAACCCAUGGUUCAGGGAGUUCUGGGAGCACAAGUUUGGCUGCAGGCUUGAAGAGCAUGGCUGCAGUGAUCGCAGCUUAAGAGAUGGAACUUUUGAGCAGGAGUCAAAGAUCAUGUUUGUUGUGAAUGCGGUCUAUGCUAUGGCCUUUGCUCUCCACAACAUGAGGCAGGCUGUGUGCUCCAACACAUCCAAGGUGUGUGAUGCCAUGAAACCAGGAAAUGGAAGAAGAUUUUAUAAAGAGUUCAUCCUGAAGACCAAGUUUGAAGCUCCGUUUCGGCCUGCUGACACAGACAGCAUGGUGCGCUUUGACUCUUUCGGUGAUGGCAUCAGCCGCUACAACAUCUUUCACUACCACAAAGAAGACGGAAAGUUCACAUACAGGAAAGUUGGCUACUGGGACCAGAUCCUGACCCUCAACACCAGCCUGAUACCCUGGCGGGGGCUUGUUCCCCCAACCUCGCAGUGCAGCGAUCCCUGCAGGAAGAAUGAGGUGAAGAGCAUGCAGCCUGGAGAUGUGUGCUGCUGGAUCUGCAUCCCCUGCCAGCCCUAUCAGUAUCUACAAGAUGAGUUUACCUGUGCUGAUUGCAGCUUUGGUCAGUGGCCGCUGGCUAACUUGACUGGCUGCUAUGAGCUGCCUGAAGAGUACAUUCGUUGGGAAGAUGCCUGGGCGAUCGGGCCCGUUGCCAUCUCCUGCCUUGGCAUCAUGUGUACUCUCACGGUAGUGGGCCUGUUUCUGAAGCAUAAUGAAACACCUGUGGUCAAAGCAAGUGGGCGAGAGCUCACCUACAUCCUCUUGCUGGGAGUGCUGAUGUGCUACAGCAUAACCUUCAUCUACAUUGCCAAACCUUCCACGACUGUCUGCACACUGAGACGGCUCGGCCUGGGCACGUCCUUUGCUGUGUGUUACUCAGCCCUGCUCACUAAGACCAAUCGCAUCGCUCGAAUCUUCAGCGGGGUGAAGGAUGGAGCUCAGAGGCCUCGUUUCAUCAGCCCUGCCUCUCAAGUAGCCAUAUGUGGCGCUCUCAUCUCUUGCCAGCUGCUGGUCGCUGUUAUCUGGCUGCUGGUGGAGGUGCCGGGUGUUCGGAAGGAGGUGACCCCAGAUAGGAGGAACGUGGUCACCCUCAAGUGCAACAGCAGAGACACAAGUAUGCUGAUGUCGCUCACAUACAACUGCAUCCUCAUCAUCCUGUGCACCGUUUAUGCUUUCAAGACCAGAAAGUGCCCUGAAAACUUCAACGAGGCCAAGUUCAUUGGGUUCACCAUGUACACUACCUGUAUCAUCUGGCUUGCCUUCCAGCCCAUCUUCUACGUGACUGCUAGUGAUUACAGGGUGCAGACCACCACUAUGUGCAUCUCUGUUAGUCUGAGCGGUUCUGUGGUUCUCGGCUGCCUGUUUGCCCCCAAAGUCCACAUCAUCCUGUUCCAGCCCCAGAAGAACGUGGCCACACUCCGAGUCACAGCCAACCGCUUCAGCGCCACAGUGUCCACGUUUGUUUCUGCCCCCAGCUCAAGCUGCUCCAAAGGAUCUGCCUCCAACUAUGUACCAGCUGUCUGUAACGGCCGUGAAGUGGUGGACUCCACAACAUCCUCUUUGUAAAAUCAUGGAGCCCUGGUCCACGCAGAGGAGCAUCCUUUCAUCAGCGAGGCUGGACUGGCUUUGACGGACCCUCCAUCCCAUCUCAAUUUGCAGAGAUGACCGCCGGGUUAGACCACGCCCACAGCAGCAGUUCGGUCUCUGGAAGUUAACUUUGGUUUUUCAUGUCAAAAAGUAUGUAUUAAGUGGAAAGCCUGUGUAGAUUUUAAAUGCUGUAAUCUCCUUGGUUUACAGAUAGCCUUGUCCUCCAAGAGUCUUAUUAAAUGAGUGCUUGUGAAGCAAUAGUGCAAAUUACAAAAGGUAUUCUUGUCUCAACAGUGGUGUGAAUAUAUCCAAUGUUUUAGACAUUAAAGUUGUGAUAAAUGUAGCCCUUAAUAAAUGAAACAUCCGAGUAACCUCAGUGAAUGGUGAAGUUAGAAACUAUAAAAGAAUUCUGUUCAUGUCAACUGGUAUUUAAUUGUGUGCUUUCUUGGACUUUGUGUAAAUACAUUUCUUUUUUGUAUUAAAACAAAAACUAAAUUUCAUUCAUACCCAUUUGGAAUUUCUUUCCUCCUAAGAGCGGUCUAGGUGUGAACAUUUAAAAGACAUUGAAUAAGGGAAAUAGAUGCUGCAUUUAUUUACUCCUUUAGUUAGAAAGUUAAACGUACAAAGAAGCCAUGUCUCAAACUGAAACUUAAAGAUUUGAAAUUAAAAAAAAAAAAUUGUGAAAAGGUACAACUUUUAAACCGAACAUACAAAACUGUUCAUUAUUGGGUUGUCUUGGGUUCCUCUGAACUUGGUUUUCUUUUCAGAGGAAUUAUGAAGAUUCCAUUUUUGGCUUCCUUUAGCCUCCACCAUCGGCCCAACCUGCAAAAAUAAACACAACAUAACCGUGGUAAGUGAUGUAUACCUCACACAUGCAUGGAGGUGGGCUAAUGCAAUCACAAAUGCUCAUAAAAGCUUUUCUAACAAUUAUUUGGUUCCAUUAAAUCCAAGUUUUACUUUAAAUUAGCUUUAUUUAAAAAACAAUUGAUUAAUUAAAAUGUACAAAUUAAAUAACACAUUUUAAGUUACAGCAAAAAUAUUUACCAAGACAAAUUAGAUCAUAUAAUCAAGAAAAAUGAAAAAGAAACAUUUUCUCAAGGAAACUUUCAAACUGAGUUACUUUGUUAGGACCAUGCUUAUUUUAAGGGUCUGAUAUAACAAAUGACUUGUAAAUCAUUUUACACUGAUUAUUUUGUAAGUUUUUAUUUUGUUCUCUAAAUGAAAAUAAACUGUUUAAUAAAGAUUUUCCUCAUCA